CUUGGACUUCACCUCCAGCCCAGCCCAGCCAAGGCAUUCACCACCCGCUCUCCCCUCCACCUCCUGCCGUGGCUCCUAUCUCCUCGCCUCUGUAUCACAUACAGUGGCUCUCGCCUACUAUUCGCAGCAAUGCUGGCCCGUUCAGUCCUGCGCACCGCGCCCGCCCGGGCCAUCGCUCGCCAGAGCCUCCGUCAGAACUCGCGUGCUUCUUCCACGGCAUCCGGUGCUGAGAAUGCCAGCUCUCCCUUCUACCUGACCGCGACCGCUACCGCUGCCACAAUUGCCACGAUCGGAUCCGCUGCCUGGUAUUAUCAUCUCUAUGGCCAGGAGGCUUUCGCCAUGACCCCUGCCGAGGAGGGAUUGCACCCGGCUAAAUAUCCAUGGGAACAUGCCCAGUGGACUAAGACUUUCGACCACCAAGCUCUCCGUCGUGGUUUCCAGGUUUACCGUGAAGUCUGCGCCAGCUGCCACUCGCUGACUCGCGUUCCUUGGCGUGACUUUGUCGGUGUCCUCCAUACCGUUGAUGAGAUGAAGACGAUGGCUGAGGAAAACGAAUACGACACCGAGCCCAAUGACGAGGGUGAGAUUGAGAAGCGCCCAGGAAAGCUUUCCGACUACAUGCCCGCUCCUUACAAGAACGACGAGGCUGCACGUGCCGCCAACAACGGUGCUCUGCCUCCCGAUCUGAGCUUGAUCAUCAAGGCCCGUCAUGGUGGCUGCGACUACGUAUUCUCCCUGUUGACUGGCUAUCCUGACGAGCCUCCCGCCGGUGCCUCUGUCCAGGAGGGAUUGAACUUCAACCCCUACUUCCCGGGUACCGGUAUUGCCAUGGCUCGUGUUCUCUUUGAUGGUCUCGUUGAAUACGAAGAUGGUACCCCCGCUACGACCUCCCAAAUGGCCAAGGAUGUUGUCGAGUUCCUGAACUGGGCCGCCGAACCCGAGAUGGACGAGCGCAAGAAGAUGGGUCUCAAAGCCAUCACCAUCUCCGCCGGUCUUUUCGCUCUCAGUGUCUGGGUCAAGCGCUACAAGUGGGCCGCCAUCAAAUCGAGAAAGAUUGUCUACAACCCGCCCGUGCGACGUUAAACAGUAAUACGUCUAAAGAUUAGGAGAAUAUCCUCACAUAAUUUCCACCGCCUUAUGUGCCAACUGAUAUCGCUCAGAAUAUAUGUAUCUGUACGCUAAAAGAUAUCUCUUUUUUGAAGGUUUGUUUGAGACAAAGCGGAAAGAAAGGCAAAAGACAAAACACCUCUCUUUGCAGGUAUACAUUGGGUGUGACCUGUGGACUCGUUGUAUACAUACUUUUUAAACAGCUUUACUGAGGGCUUAGAUUUCCUUUGUGUCAAUUUUGAUAGUCGAAUAUGCAUUUCAUUG
Molecule: messenger RNA, 1371 nt
Organism: Talaromyces proteolyticus
Lineage: Eukaryota; Fungi; Ascomycota; Eurotiomycetes; Eurotiales; Trichocomaceae
Product: putative cytochrome C1/Cyt1
Exons: 5
Coding region: 130-1083 (317 amino acids)
Biological process (GO): mitochondrial electron transport, ubiquinol to cytochrome c
Molecular function (GO): heme binding; electron transfer activity
Source: RefSeq, a predicted model, not a curated record